This is a messenger RNA of Quercus robur (English oak), 4034 nucleotides long. RefSeq lists its product as uncharacterized. Gene Ontology annotation, cellular component: CCR4-NOT complex. NCBI's taxonomy places the organism in Eukaryota, Viridiplantae, Streptophyta, Magnoliopsida, Fagales, Fagaceae. The record is from RefSeq and is a predicted model, not a curated record. Gene Ontology annotation, molecular function: ubiquitin-protein transferase activity. The transcript has 3 exons. Bases 199 to 1257 code for a protein of 352 amino acids. Gene Ontology annotation, biological process: protein ubiquitination.
UGAUUUAGCAGAGUUUCUGAAUAGUCAAGAGGCCAAGCAGAGGAGUUUCCGUUAUCCAUUCAUCAAAAUCUUUCUCUCUCUCUAACCAAAAAUAAAAAUAAAAAAUAAAACUCUCUCUCUCUCUUUCAUCGGAAAAUUUAGGGUUUUUGAAAAUCUCUCUCUGUGUGUUUUUCGAAUCCGAAUCUGACUGUGUCAGCCAUGGUUUCAAACUCGAUCACCACAGCUUCGAUGUCUUCGGGUCCGAACACGAGGGAUUUGGGCAAGAAGAAGAGGGCAAACAGGUCCGCCAAAUUGAAGCAGUGCAAGCUUGACGCUCGUCGCGAACAAUGGCUAUCUCAAGGUACGGCGAAAAACAAAGGGUGUAAGGAGGAACAAAACGACGGCGUUCAGUCACGUAAAGGGGUGAACAGUUCGUUGAAGAAUUUAGAGAUGAGUUCUAGAGGUGAAGAAAUGGAAGGGUCGAUGUUGAUUCAUCAAUACAGCGAUUUGGACUCGCCGGCGAACAGUCCAACCAGUGUGACUAGUAGUGUCUUGGGGGGUAGUACUGGUUCGGGUACGAAUUUCACUGGGACUAGCAGUGGUAGCAGUAGAAGUAGUAGUAGUAGCAGUGGUGGGUAUUGCUCUGGGAAUAUUACAGAAGAUGAAGAAGGAGGUGAAGAAGGAGGAGGAGAUGAUGGGUGUUUGGAUGAUUGGGAAGCUGUGGCGGAUGCUUUAGUGGCAGAAAACAAAAACCCGUGUUCAGAAUCUUCUCCGGAGCGUGAAUCUGUUGCUGAAUUGGUUUCUUCUAGGGAAGCGAAUGAUGGGGUGGGAUUAGGAGGUGGUGAUUUGAAGCCCGAGUGUCCAAAAAUGGUUCUGAGGGGGGCUUGUGGGAACAGCCAAGCGUGGAGGCCGGAUGAUGCUUUUAGGCCUCGGAGUUUACCCAAUUUGUCUAAGCAGCAAAGCUUGCCUAAUCCAGAUCGGCAUUAUGGCGGAGGAGCAGGAGGGGUCACGUGGGGUUGUAACAAAGUGGUGUCUAUGCCAACUUCGUGUCCUAUAUGCUAUGAGGAUUUGGAUUUCACAGACUCGAGCUUUUUGCCUUGCUUGUGUGGGUUCCGGCUCUGCCUUUUCUGCCACAAGAGGAUUCUUGAGGAGGAUGGCCGCUGUCCUGGAUGCAGGAAGCCAUAUGAGACUGAUGCUGUUGAGGCAGAGACAAGUGUUCAUGGGGGCAACCUGACUUUCAGGUUGGCUCGUUCUUGUAGUAUGAUCGCAAGGUCUUAGGCGUGUCUCUGUUUUGGUCAAUUACUCAAUUUGAGAUGUAUGCUGGGUCUCUUUUUGCAUGUCUUGUGUGUGUUCUGUUUAGUUGAGACCUUUUUUUUUCUUAAAAGGUAGAUGUUGUCAUAGGGUUUUGAGCACCCAGGAAUUAAGCUGCUUCUCUUAAUGAGUUUGGCUCUUAUAUGUAUGGUGCAUUUGUUGAUAUAGAGGACUAUUUUGGUAUGUGAAUACAUAUGGUGGUAUAGAAAUUCAAUACAUAAAAGACGAUUACAACAUGAUUGUUCUCUUUUCUGCAUAUGCUUUCCUAUGAUUCCUUAAUUGUGUGGACUUUCCAUGUGUUAUUCCAUUAUUUUGCUCAAUUUUUCAUUUUAAUUUCUUUGCCUUUGUUGUCUGAGCAAUUUGUCACGUAGGAGGUGUCCUCUCUGUAUAUCAACUUGUGUCACAUGGUAAUAACACUUAUUGCUCUAUGAGGACAUGCUUGACUAAUGCAAGAAAGAGUUUAUAGCUAUGAAGCACGGGUGCGUUUCCGGACUCGGGUGUGGGUGCGGGACUUGGCAAUUUUUGAAAAAGUUGGGUGUGGGGUGUGGCGAUUAAAAAAUUAUUAAAAAUAUUUUUAUUUAUAUUUUUAAUAUAUUGCUAAGCAUACAUUUUUACAUUAUAUAAACAUAUACCAAAUUUAAGAACAAUAGUAGAUAAUAACUAAAAUAUGAUGUUCAUAAAUUAAAUACAGCCCACAAGUUUGAAACUAAAACAUUCCACGUGAAAGUAUAAUGAUUAAUGAGACUUGAGACUUGAGUUGACUCAGUUGAGUUGAGACUUGAGAGUGGGUCGCCGGGUUGGUGAGGUUGUGAGUGAGAUUGUGACGUGUGAGUGUGAGAGUGAGAUUGUGUGAGAGAGGGGUGACGGACUGACGGAGAGCAGAGGCUAGCGGCAGAGAGCCGUGGAGCACAGAGACCAGAGACAGAGAGUGAGAGAGAGAGCUGAAGAUGAGAAUGAGAGAAUGAAUCGGUGAGAAGUGAGAACUAAGAUAGAGAUAGGGUUUUGUUAUUUUUUCCCAAGCGGUGUGUUUUGCAACUCCUUUUUUUUUUUUUUUUUUUUUUGAAUUUCGGCCUGAAUUGGCCGGUUCGGUGUCGGUAUCAGUGGUUGAGGCCGAUACGGACCGAUUCGGCCUGAAUUGAUGUGAAUCAACUUGAUUCCGUGCGUGUCGGCCCGACUUUGUGCUGUGUUGGCGCGUAUCGCGCUGAGGAAAAAAAAAAAAAAGGGACACGGACUGACGCGCAGGCAGCGGUGUUGCCCACUGAACCCCGUGUCAGGCCGCGUCGGACAUGGGUUCGGCGGCCGAAAUGCCGCGUCGGUGCUUUCCAGGUUUAUAGAAGAGGUUUUGAUUUUACUUUCCUAGAUUAAUUCUUAUGGUUAUAAUUGUAAAUAAUUUAGCUCAACCCCCCUUCAGACUUCAUGGGAUAUCACCUAUAUAUGGAUACUAUACAGUUCUCAAACUUAGUUUCUUAGUAAUUGCAUCGCUGUUUGAGGUUUUUGAAUAGAAUGUCAUGUCUAAUUAUGACUUAUCAAAAAGGAAAUCACUUAAAUAUGGACUCUUGCUCUCUUUAUCUAUCUUAUCAUUUGCUAUGAUAAGUCAUGCUAGUAGUGUAGUCACUUAUUUAAGAAUCCUGUGAGAGGAUCUUUGGCUGACGUUAUUUCAAAGUUUUUGGUUUGAGUGGUUUUCGUUUCUCAUGAUUAAUAUCUUUUUGAGUAAUAUUAAUUUAAAUUUUAAAUUUUCUACUUUGCUUGUACUUUUGGUUUACCUGUCCUCCCCUGAAUUCAAGGUACUUGUAGUUUUGAUACUCAGUCAAUUGGAGUUCAAUUCCCUCUUCAUUCGCACUUUGCUUUCCAUCACCAUAUCAUGGUUUGGAUUGGUCUACGAGCAAUUUUACCAGGAAAACAUUAUUAAGGGAUUAAGGCAAGCGUAACAUCUAGCGUUUGAACAAAGUAGAGAUGGCCGUCAUAUCCUCAUCUCCCCCUAUAGAUGGGAACAGCUUUUGUGAUUAUAUGUUAUCUGCCCCCAUCUGAAGAAAAUCUUUGUUAUGAGCACCCAUAUAUUUAUUUGUUUAUUCAUUUAAAUGACUGACUAAAUUUUAGCUCUGUAUUUUUGUGGUUGUAAUUUCCUUGGUGUCCAUGGUAUUUGGUGAGUUGAUGGAGCAUCAGAAGGCUGGUAAUGCAGUUAUUGCAAAAACUUUUUGGGUACUGCAGCGUUUAUGCUUGUAUUGUAAGAGGUAUGUGCUUAUAUGUCUUUCAGUUUAUGAUAUUCUUCGGAGCAAUAUACAGAACUUUGAUCAUCUUGGUGAAAGGAAAAAGGCAUAAGCUUUGAUGGAAGUCCACUGUUCACAUUAUCAUUACAAAUUCAUUACUAUUCUAAUAUUUAUAUGAUGUCCUUUAUAUUUUUAUAGAUAACAAAUUUAGCAGUUAAAAAUUUAUAUGUUAACAUCUUGUGCGUACUCGUCCAUAGCUGUCUGAAUACAUACGAAAUAAAAGAUCCCAACAUAGCCUGUCUGUAACAUUAUCUGUUUAGCACUUGCUGUUUUGCAGUCUUAGGUCAGGUGUUCCAUUCAUGGGAAUCAAGAAUCCGACAAGGGAAAAAGUUUUAUGAUUAUCUUCUUCCAUUUAGACUGAUUUUUUUUUUCAUUGAAUUAUGUCACUGAUGACUUUAGGACAUUUAGUUUUCCUUGAUCUAUGUUGGAGACUGGAGCUAGACAAGUUUCCCGCUGUUAUAUAAUCAGUUUUUUCUA